UCUGACGCCAUGCUCACUGUUUUGCCCCAACUUUAUCGUGUCAGGUUUUGUGCGUUGUUGUCGAUUUGGAAUAGGUCUCUAACUUAAUGUAAUAUUUGUUUGUCGACUGAUAACUGUAAGAUAAUCAGAGACUCAUUUUCAUGCCCCUUGGAUUUAAACAGGGGAACGGAUUGAUUCUGUUUGCUCCAUUUCGCAUCGCAAUAUUUUAGCAAGAAAUUGCUAGCGCAAGUUUUAGGGGUUGGCUGAGUGGAGCGUUGGGGUAGGUGUCGGGCGACCUUAGCGCCCGCUCUCGUCGGCCGUGCUCCGCCCCUCCCCGGGUCCGGAAUGGCGGGUAAUUUCCGCAGCUACAUCUGGGACCCGGUCCUGAUCGUGUCGCAGAUCCUCCUGAUGCAGUGCAUCUACUACAGCUUCCUGGGGCUGUGGCUGGCCGGCGUGGACGGCCUCGUGCAAAACAGCCGCUCGCUGGACCAGAUCUUCAGCUACGAGGUUCUUGGAUUCUCUACGCUCCAAGGCCGGCUCUCCAUGAUGGCGUUCAUUCUGAACUCUCUGACAUGCGCUCUGGGCCUGUGGUUCUUCAUCCGGCGCGGGAAGCAGUGCCUGGACUUCACCGUCACGGUGCACCUCUUCCACAUGGUGGGCUGCUGGGCGUACAACGCCCGCCUGCCCGCCGCCCUGUCCUGGUGGCUGGUCAACAUGGUGUGCAUGGCGCUCAUGGCCGUCAUCGGGGAGUACCUGUGCAUGCGGACCGAGCUCAGGGCCAUCCCGGUCAACACCGGGCCCAAGUCCAACCUCUGAUUUCCCCCCCCCCCCCUCCCCCCGACGCCCAGCGCCGGCGCCGCCAGGAUCCGCCCGGUGCCGAAACCUACUCGCCGUAACCGUGGUGGCGACUGGGACCGCGGCGGGAUUCGCGGCUGCGGGGAAGAGAUGGGUUCGGUGAUUGUCGGUGCCCUUUUGCGAGGGGGGGGUCGAUAAGCUGAGUCUUAACUGUCAGCGUUUGCCCUCCUCAGGGUGGUUUUAUUUUCCAAACUGUCAAGGUAUUUAUUUAUGAACCUGUACAUUCUGUCGAAAUGCGGACUGUCAGCCUACCUACCUAACUGAAGUUCCUGCUUUCUUCACUAAAACUAAAAAAGGGAUGCGCGUUCCCGGAAAAAGAGCCAUUUUAGAGUCUCUGAUUGCGGAGCGGUGGAUGUUGGAGGCGCUCCAAAAUGGUGUCCUCGAUUCCCCGGAAAAUAAGAGCUUAGUCACCCCCGGCAACAGAAUGAUUAAUCUCUCCGAUCAUGUUUCCAUGAGAAUAUACAAUGAUAUUUUUUUAUAGAAAUAAAUGGCCAUUGCUGUGUUUGCGUCUGAAACGUAUCCCAAAAAAUUCUAACCUGCUGUAAUAUAAUAAUGGCUACCGAGGCUGGGUUCAUUUGGUUGUGUGUACUGUAGCGCCUGGCUCUGUUGUAUGCACUCUCUGUUGCCUGACCUGCAGUUUUGGUGUAGCCUCAAAACAGAGAUAAGAAGCACAGCCCAUGGGCCAUAAAUGCCUGUUUUUGGAGGAAUGCGUCGACAAGGCUUCAUGCAGUCAGCUAAGAUGCUAUGGUGUUUUGAGACUACAUACCCCCCUUCCCCUCCCACCAUUAUAAAUCUUGGUAUAAUUUAUUCAAUUCCCUGUUCAAACAUGUUUGAAAAUGUAUAUGGAUUCAAAUUUAAUGUAUUGGUAGGCGGACUGUCUAAUUUUAUUGAACCAGUGUUUUUUGAAUCAGUCUAUUGAGCUACUGUGGGUGGGACUUACCUGCUGUUGUUUUGGCUCCUCUGUCACAUGAUCAGGUCAUGUGAGCGCUGUUGAAUCUGUUGCUUGCUUCGCUUUCUCAGUCAGCCAUACAGAUUAAUCAAGGAAGCGCGGAAACAUAAAAAUCUCAGUUAUUAGCCAUUUGUAGGCAACAUGGACAGGACAUUUAAAGGGAAGGCCCUGUCUUAGUUGCCUAAAAAUGGCUAAUGGUUGCUUUGGUUUUUUUUUUUUAUAAAACUUGAUGCUCUCUUGGUGCAAUCUUUAUGAACUCAUCUCUGUUUUCAUCUGGAGGCAAACACAGACGAACGUUACAGCUUUGGCAAUUCAUUUCAAAGUGAACACAUCUGAACAACCCGUGAUGAGUAUUGACUUUCUUAAACACUGGGCAUUGGACACCAACAGGAACUGGUGAGAAAGCCGCUCGCUCUUGAGUAAACAGUACAGUUACGUGUAAAGAAUGGACUAUGUAGUGACUGAUCUAAUGUAAACCAGCAGACUCUGACAGGGAACACGCUCUCUUUGUCUGCCUGAAACAGACAGAGGCUUUUAUAGUAAUCCUGGCCUUGGCUACAGAGGAAGGACGGCAUGGUGGUAUCACAUUAUGAACUAUUGUAAUCACGCGUAUGGUUUUAACAAGUAGAAACGUGUUUACAUGGGCAUGUGUCACUGCGUUCGCUAAAAUAAGGGCAUUUUUUGAAGGCCCCUUCUGUGUCUGUGGUUGCACAUUUUAACAAAAAAGGUAAAGGACCAACUGUUGCAGUAUUGUUGGCUGUUCAAAACUUCCCACGCUUGCCGUCUUUACAGUACACAGUCAUUAGUGAAGGAUAUACAGAAUUUUCAAUUUCUCCCAAGUAGAAAUUACAAGCUGUCUUGUUAUUAUAAGCAGUACAGUCUAUUUUGCUCAAGUUAUCCUAGCAUCUGUUUUAUAAUUUAAUGGCAAUUUUGGGUUUCCCUCCUAAAAUAGCCUGUGCUUAACGACACAUUUUCUAUAUCGAAAGAUUCAGUCGUGGUAACGAGGGGGCACGAGACCGCCAAGAUCAUCGUAACAAAGAGUUAUUCAAGUCAUGCUUUGUGCUGCCAUUGGGCGUGGUGUUAUAUUACAUCCAGGUUACAGCAUCUUCACUUCCAUACAGACCGUCUGCUUCCUGUUACAUUUCAAGAGUACAUUUUCAUGACGUUUCUGUGCCAAGUGUAUUAAUUCGCACUAAACUAGCUCUUGUUUUUAUUUAAGUCCAGAUGUUAUGUCUGAGGGUGACCGUGUUUAUGCAGCGGCUGGAUUGAAGUCCUCAAUCAUUUUGUCUGCAUCUGCAAGAAGGUAAAUGAAAUUGAGCGGGUUAAUCUGUUGAUUUUGAUUCUUUUUUUCCCUCCAAAGCUCCAGAUGUGGUUUGUGUAGCACGUUAGCACGAGUCUGUGUUUGUGCAGAGGUGGUAAACAGUGUUGCAGUGCGUGUUAUCCUCCAUUUCUUAAGAGUCAUUCAAACUUGCAUGCUGGAAACUUGAAUCGGUGACCAUUUCAGUGACCACUUGAAGUUAAUAUUUUGAUGUAUCUUGUUUGAUGCGGAACCAACCGCAAGCUUUUGUGGAGGCAGUGGAUCUUAGCGCUGUAGCGUCCCAGAUUUACAGAACGAGCGCGGUGCUCUAACCCGAUUACAAGAGCCUGAUGGGAGAGUUCAGACUGUGUUCUGAGUGCUUUCAUGUGAACCUUUUCAAAGCCAUUUUGUCUCUCUUUCAGUGUGAAACACGAGUUUCGAAACCAGGGUCAUGAAUAUUUUAUGGUGGGGAUUCUAGCUUGUGAGCAGUUUUUUUUUUUUGUUUUUUUUUUUUUGGAACAAAUCAUUGUCGAGUCAAAGAUUUUGCAGGUGGGCGGGUUUGACAUUUUGGAUAUUUUCGAUUUUAGAAGAUGCAUUGUGGAAACUAAUCCUACUCCAUACUUUAAAUACUUUCUAUACUAUUAUUUUCCAAUGUAUGUUGCUGCUAAAGAUCAACUGGGAAACGGUUUUUUAUGCAACCAAGAAAGUGAAUCAUUGUAGUCGCAGUAUAGUCAGAAAUCUUUAGACCGGAGAAGGAAAACAUCUGCCACUGAUGUUAUUUUUUCCCCAACCCAAUCACCUUCUGCUUGAGAAUAUCUCUGAAAUCUCUUGUGUUGUAAAGUAAAUAAAAAUAACGUGUCGGUCUACAACA
Anguilla anguilla (European eel) is the source of this 3951-nucleotide messenger RNA. It is a transcript of the gene sys1, whose product is annotated as SYS1 golgi trafficking protein. Gene Ontology annotation, cellular component: Golgi membrane; trans-Golgi network. Lineage: Eukaryota; Metazoa; Chordata; Actinopteri; Anguilliformes; Anguillidae. Bases 325 to 795 code for a protein of 156 amino acids. The transcript has 4 exons. The record is from RefSeq and is a predicted model, not a curated record. Gene Ontology annotation, biological process: Golgi to endosome transport; Golgi to plasma membrane protein transport; protein localization to Golgi apparatus.